Dibothriocephalus latus is the source of this 819-nucleotide messenger RNA. The record is from the annotation of a GenBank genome assembly. Lineage: Eukaryota; Metazoa; Platyhelminthes; Cestoda; Diphyllobothriidea; Diphyllobothriidae.
AUGGUGGAGACGGAAACGUUAAACGUUGACGCAAUUAUUGCAAAGUUACUCGAAGUAAAGGGAUCCAGGCCAGGAAAAGCUGUACACCUAACUGAGGCGGAAAUACGUUCAAUUGCGACGAAAGCUCGAGAGAUUAUCCUGCGUCAGCCCGCAUUACUUGAGCUUGAAGCACCAGUGAAAAUAUGUGGAGAUGUGCAUGGACAAUAUUAUGAUUUGCUUCGACUGUUCGAAUACGGUGGUUUUCCCCCGAACGCAAAUUAUCUCUUCCUCGGCGACUACGUUGAUCGUGGAAAACAGUCAUUAGAAACGAUAUGCCUUCUCCUUGCAUACAAAAUAAAGUUUCCGGAGAACUUUUUUCUUCUGCGGGGCAAUCACGAGUGUGCCUCCAUCAAUCGGAUUUAUGGAUUUUACGAUGAAUGCAAACGAAGAUACCACAUCAAAUUGUGGAAAAUGUUCACAGACUGCUUUAACUGCCUGCCGAUCGCAGCUAUUAUUGACGAGAAGAUUUUCUGCUGCCAUGGAGGUUUGUCACCGGAGCUAGACAACAUGGAUCAGAUUCGCCACCUUGUACGGCCAACUGAUGUACCCGAACACGGACUUCUUUGCGAUGUGCUCUGGUCAGACCCAAGCAAAGGUGUGGUCACCUGGGGUGAGAAUGACCGCGGAGUUAGCUAUACAUUUGGAGUCGAGAUCGUUUCCAAGUUCCUGAAAAAGCACGAUUUUGACCUGAUAUGUCGUGCUCACCAGGUAUGCGUCUUGGAUGAAUUUUACGGCAGAGUUUUCCUUACUAAUGGUCACUUUCAGCAAAAACGGUUUUAG